Hyaloperonospora brassicae is the source of this 1173-nucleotide messenger RNA. NCBI's taxonomy places the organism in Eukaryota, Oomycota, Peronosporomycetes, Peronosporales, Peronosporaceae. The record is from the annotation of a GenBank genome assembly.
AUGGCUACGCAGCGACAAUGGCGUCGACUGCUGCUGCAGCUGACGCUGGUGGCUGCGCUCGUCUGUGCCGCGCGAGCGUUCAACUUUGGCAACUUUGGUGGCGAGCGUCACGAGCACGAGGAGGUCGCAGCUGCAGACGUCGACUUUUACGAGACGCUGGGCCUGACGAUGGAAGCAACGGACGUGCAGAUCAAAAAGGCGUACCGUAAAUUGAGUCUAAAGUACCACCCGGACAAGUACACGGGCGACGAGGAGGACAUUGAGAGCCGUUUCCACGACAUUGCACGCGCCUACGAAGUGCUGUCGGACCCGCAGAAGCGUCAAGUGUACGACCUCGAAGGCAUCAAAGGCCUCCAGCGGGAAGAGCAGUCGGCCGGACGUCCAUCCAGUCCGUUUGACGCGUUCUUUGGCGGGGGAAGCGGUCAGCAGCGAGGACCUGAUGCCGCAGUCGACAUUCCCCUGACGCUCGAAGAGCUCUACAAUGGCGCGCAGAAACAAGCGCAGUUUUCGCGCAACGUCAUUUGCCGCAAGUGUCGCGGCACGGGCGCCAAAGACGGCAAGACCAGUACGUGCCGGCAGUGCAAGGGCAAGGGCCACGUGAUUGUCGAGCAGCAAGUGGGGCCAGGGUUCACCGUGCAAAUGCAGCAGCCGUGUCCGAAAUGCAGCGGCCGGGGCAAGACGUUCAAGACCGCGUGUCCGUUCUGCCACGGCCACAAAGUCGUCGAGGAAGACAAAGUGCUGACGGCCGACGUCGAGCGCGGCAUGCCGUCAAUGCACCAGAUUGUGUUUGAGCGCGAGAGCGAGCAGCACCCGGGCAUGGUGCCAGGCGACGUUAUCUUUCGCUUGUACCAGCUGCCGCACGAUCGGUUUCGUCGAGCGGGCGACGACCUCCACUUUGAUCUCGAGAUCUCGCUGGAAGAAGCGCUGCUGGGGUACAAGAAGCCGAUCCAGCAUUUGGACGAUCGCACAGUGGUGCUGAGCAACUCGCAGGUCACGACGCCGUUCGAGGUUCGCACGGUGCAGGGCGAGGGCAUGCCCGUGCACAACUACCCUUCUCAGCUCGGCAACCUGCAUGUCCACCACGAGAUCCGCUUUCCCACAAAGCUCUCAGCCCAACAGAAGGAGCUCGUAGCGAAACUGCUGCCGGAUGAUGCGGUCACAGCUGUCGAGUGA